AUGGGUGGCGAUGAAAACGAAGAGCAGUUGAGUGGAAUGGAGAACGACACUCUCCAACCCCCAGAAGAAAACCUAGGAGAGAAUGACGGCGAUGUAGCAGAGAACGAGCGCGAUGAUGGAGAAAUUGGGCCCGAUGAUGAGGAGACAAUCAUCGUCCCCACCAUCGAAGACAGCAUCCGCGAGCAAAGAAUCAAACUCACCGCCGCGACAGAGGCGAAGGCAAAGGAGAGAGAUCAAAACUUUACGACGGCUGUUGAUCUCAGCAGGAGCUCAAAAACACCACCAAGGAAGACAUGA
This is a messenger RNA of Exophiala bonariae, 297 nucleotides long. RefSeq lists its product as uncharacterized. The coding region runs from base 1 to 297 and encodes 98 amino acids. NCBI's taxonomy places the organism in Eukaryota, Fungi, Ascomycota, Eurotiomycetes, Chaetothyriales, Herpotrichiellaceae. The record is from RefSeq and is a predicted model, not a curated record. The transcript has a single exon.